CGAUCAUGAAGGGUUUGAUUUUCGUUUUGGUCUUCUCUUCGGUUGGGGCUAAUCCUCUGUGUCCCUGUCCGUUGAACUAUGAACCUGUUUGUGGUGUUGAUGGCAAAACCUACAAUAAUGAGUGUCAUCAACAAUGUGUUGGAGUUGCAAAAAAAUCGGAUGGAAAAUGUCCUCCAGUUUGUGCCUGUCAGUUGAUAGAUGAACCAGUUUGUGGUGUUGAUGGUAAAACCUAUAGUAAUCAAUGUGAACUGGACUGUGUUGGAGUUACCAAGAGAUCUGAUGGUAAAUGUCCUCCAGUUUGCGCCUGUCAGUUGAUAGAUGAACCAGUUUGUGGUGUUGAUGGUAAAUCCUAUAGUAACCAAUGUGAACUGGACUGUGUUGGAGUUACCAAGAGAUCUGAUGGAGAAUGUCCAGUUUGUGCCUGUCAGUUGAUAGAUGAACCAGUUUGUGGUGUUGAUGGUAAAACCUAUAGUAACCAAUGUGAACUGGACUGUUUUGGAGUUACCAAGAGAUCUGAUGGGGAAUGUCCAGUUUGUGCCUGUCAGUUGAUAGAUGAACCAGUUUGUGGUGUUGAUGGUAAAUCCUAUAGUAACCAAUGUGAACUGGACUGUGUUGGAGUUACCAAGAGAUCUGAUGGAGAAUGUCCAGUUUGUGCCUGUCAGUUGAUAGAUGAACCAGUUUGUGGUGUUGAUGGUAAAACCUAUAGUAAUCAAUGUGAACUGGACUGUGUACAAGUAACAAAGAAAUCUGAUGGAAAAUGUCCAUGUGCCUGUCCUAGAAAUUAUGAACCAGUUUGUGGUGAAGAUGGUGUAACAUAUUCUAAUGAAUGUGAGUUGAAUUGUGGACAAGUAACAAAGAAAUCUGAUGGAAAAUGUCCAUGUGCCUGUCCUAGAAAUUAUGAACCAGUUUGUGGUGAAGAUGGUGUAACAUAUUCUAAUGAAUGUGAGUUGAAUUGUGGACAAGUAACAAAGAAAUCUGAUGGAAAAUGUCCAUGUGCCUGUCCUAGAAAUUAUGAACCAGUUUGUGGUGAAGAUGGUGUAACAUAUUCUAAUGAAUGUGAGUUGAAUUGUGGACAAGUAACAAAGAAAUCUGAUGGAAAAUGUCCAUGUGCCUGUCCUAGAAAUUAUGAACCAGUUUGUGGUGAAGAUGGUGUAACAUAUUCUAAUGAAUGUGAGUUGAAUUGUGGACAAGUAACAAAGAAAUCUGAUGGAAAAUGUCCAUGUGCCUGUCCUAGAAAUUAUGAACCAGUUUGUGGUGAAGAUGGUGUAACAUAUUCUAAUGAAUGUGAGUUGAAUUGUGGACAAGUAACAAAGAAAUCUGAUGGAAAAUGUCCAUGUGCCUGUCCUAGAAAUUAUGAACCAGUUUGUGGUGAAGAUGGUGUAACAUAUUCUAAUGAAUGUGAGUUGAAUUGUGGACAAGUAACAAAGAAAUCUGAGGGAAAAUGUCCAUGUGCCUGUCCUAGAAAUUAUGAACCAGUUUGUGGUGAAGAUGGUGUAACAUACUCUAAUGAAUGUGAAUUGAAUUGUGGUGAAGUACUUCUGAGGCAUUCAGGCAAAUGCGAAAAGAUAUGUUCAUGUACCAAAAUAUAUGAUCCUGUUUGUGGUGCUGAUGGUAUAACCUAUUCUAACCUGUGUUUAUUAAAUUGCCAGGACGUCAAUUGGGCUUAUAAUGGUGAAUGUUUUGAUCCAUGUGCUAUUUGUCCUAAUAUAUACAAACCAGUAUGUGGAUCCUCAUUGUUAACAUAUCCUAAUGAAUGUUUCAUGGCUUGCAAAAAGGUUAAGAAAUUAUUUGAUGGAUCAUGCCCUAAGUUAACUCCACAUGGAAAUGAUGGAAUACAUAAUAAUCAAGGCAACAGAAAUAACUUUAACACAGACAACUCGAUAGGAAAUUAUGUUGGGGGUCGAGGACAAAGAGGAUUUCCUAUUUAGUAUAAAUUUUUAAAACUCUCCAUUCCCUCUGGCAUAAUGAAUUUCAUUUAAUGUGAUAAUUUAAUUGUAAUGUAUGCAUAAUCAUUUUACUUUGUUAAUUACACAAAUCAAUCAAUUCCAUUCAAUUUUCAUAUUUUUUAUAAAGCAGUACCCUUAUUUUCAUUUAUGAAAAUGAAAAUUCUAAUACUUAUAUGAACAGAAUGUAGAGGUGUUCUAAUGACUUGGAAAAAUGCCAGUUUGUCUCACAUGUCUAUAAUUAAUUCAUAAUUAGCUAAAUUAGAAGAGAAUUACCAGCCGAAUUCCAAUAAGUGACCGAUCAAGAAAGGUAAAAAAGUAUUUUUUAUUUAUCCGAACUGUAUAUACAUGGACAUUUAUGACUGGUUAAAACUCUUAAUUGUAUACAAUAAGAACAUAAUU
Molecule: messenger RNA, 2345 nt
Organism: Lottia gigantea (owl limpet)
Lineage: Eukaryota; Metazoa; Mollusca; Gastropoda; Lottiidae
Exons: 17
Coding region: 6-1928 (640 amino acids)
Molecular function (GO): protein binding
Source: RefSeq, a predicted model, not a curated record